Molecule: messenger RNA, 2463 nt
Organism: Styela clava
Lineage: Eukaryota; Metazoa; Chordata; Ascidiacea; Stolidobranchia; Styelidae
Source: RefSeq, a predicted model, not a curated record
UGCCUUUGUGCUGGUGAAUAUGCAAGGAUACCAUAGCAGAAGUAAAGAUGACCCAUAAAAGCCCAAACUCUCAUUUCUAGAACGCUAAAUGCAGACAGUGGUUGAAAACUCUGUUGCGGCUUUUCGCGAAAGACACUUUCAAGGACAUGCUAAUUUAAAAACGAUUUUCUGUGGGAAUGUAGUUUCACAUAAACAGACAUGCUCUGUUCCACAUUGAUUACUCUUUAGUGACUCAAAUUGUAAAUGUUUAUUUGGUUCCAUUGCUGUAAAUUUACAAAUUUGAAAAUUCAAAUUUAGCAUUUUUGAAUAAAACUAAAAUGGCCUACUUCACUAGUUCCAUAAUAAUAAAACCAUGUUUCUGAACAAAUUAUUUUGUUUUUAGUUUUUUUGGGAUAGUGUGGAGGUGAUUACGUAUAUGAUUGGUUUAUGAGUAAUUAAGUCAGUGAAUGUCUGUAAGAUUAUUUUCAGUUGGGAAUUUGUUUUUGCUCCUAACAACAAAAAAUUAAUUAAUUUCAUUUAAAUUCGUUUACAACUUUACUCAAUAAUUAUUAUUAUUCAAUCAUUCUACUCUAAAGACUUUUUGACAUUUUUUCAAUCUGUUGUUUUUUUCUGCAGAUAUAUUAGUAGAUUAAACUAAUUUUUAUUGGAUUAUUAUAUCACAAUGGAUGAUGAAAAUUGGCGGGAAAAGAUUCAAGAAAGAAUUGACAUUGCGGAAAAAUUGUUUGAAAAAUCGACAACUUUUGCAGAUGAAAAUUUAACGGGUUCUAUGAAAUUGAGCAAUCGAAUAAAAUCAGAGUUACGAUUUUUGAAAAAAAUAAAAAGCGGAAAAAUUGAAUUUAAAGAUGAUCAUCUUAGCAGCUCGAAUUUAACAAGCUUAGAAGCUCUCGUUACUUGUAUUGAAGAUACGAAGUGCAUCAGCGCCAUCUUGUGUCCAUUUCAUGUUGGUAUUCAAAAUGGAGACGACGAAGAAAUUUUCGACCAAGAGCGAAAAGUUAUUGUUGACAUUGUUUGCAACGACGGGAGCACUUGGAUGAAAGUUGUUGCUCGCAAUGCGAAAGCGCUUCUUACAGCUUGGGAAGGGAGGGGAGGCUUCGGAGAGAAGAGCAUCAUCACUCAAGCAGAACUUUUAUUGGCUACAGCGAACACAAAUUUAAACAAUUUCCACCCUCCAGAAAUACAUUUUGUGUUUUAUAAAGGUGUUCCGUUAACCAUCGCAAAUGGGUUACAAAAAAUUGGGAUCACAGUCAAAGGAAAUAUAGUCGACGACCAAAACUUCGAAACAGAGAAUUUAUUGAAUAAUUCGAAAUUAAUUUGCCCAAAAUUGGAAUCAAAAAAGCACAAAACAACUUCUGUAAAUUUAGACAUUACUGCGUUAUUAUGCUUAGUGUCCAACUUGUGCCACGGAAAAAAUAAUUUCGAAUUUGCAGUCCCUGUGCUAACGAAGCAAGCAAUAGAGGAACAGAAUUCCCCUGUUUUGUCAAAAAUUGAGAAAUUUAUUGAAAAUAAAACGCUUUACGCUUGCGAAACUGCGAUAAAAAGUUUCAACGAUAUUGUGCAAACUGUUGGGGGGGAGAAAGAAAAAAUACGCUCCUCUGAACUUUUAAAAAAGGUUAUCGUUGUCGAUGACAACCCGUCGGAAAGAACAAUGUUUCUACAGAAUAGUGGAAAAAUCAAUGAGAGGUCAAAGGUUAUAUUUGGUACGGGAGAUAGCCUCAAAGCAGUCACUGUGACAGCAAACACUGGUUUUGUGCGAGCGGCCUCGCAAUGUGAUGUAAGGUUUAGUGUCUUUAUCCAUGAAGCAAGAGCAUUGACAGAAAGAAAGGAGAAGAGUGCAAAAUGCCUGGAUUCGAAGAAAAAUUUGUAACCUCGCUGGCUAGAAUUCGGAAACAAAAAUUUAAAUUGAUAUUCGUCUAACCAUGUCUUCGAACUUUUUUAAUUUUAAAAUUUAAAAAAAAUGGAACGGCUACUUUGAGCCACAUGGAAUUGUUGAACAAUAUAGGAAAAAGUCUUUAUUUAAACAAUCUAGUCGGCCACCCCACAAGGGUUUGGCCUAAAAAGGAUCAAUAAAUUGAAGUGGGUUAAAAACAAGACACAUUAAAUAUUUGACUAGAAAUUGAAUAGAAAACUUUUGCAGAGGAGAAUUUAGCGGGUUCUUUGAAAAUAUGCAAUCGGAGUUGGGAUUUAAAAAAAAUUCAUCUGGUAUAUUGUAAAUAUUUCUUGAUUUAUACAGGGUAUCCAUAAAAUCCCUUUACAAUUUUGUUAUGAAGUCUGUUCUCAAUGAGAACACCUUAUAUUGAUAUUUAUUUUUUGAAGUUCUGUUGGUGGUUUAAGACAGCGGUUGUUUUUGUGCAAUCUUAUUUUUUUAAAUAUUACACAGUGUUCAUUUAAUGUGGAAGCCUCAUGAGCUUUUUGACAAAGGGAUGAAUAUUGAAAUUAUAUAAAAAAAAAACACAUUUGAAAUUA